UGGGUAUAUUUAUUGUUCACAGCAAAGUGGCAAAAGAUUCUGGGGUUUAUUCAAAGACAUAUGUGGGUCACCUGAAAACUUUUUCAAGACUAGUUUUGUGUACAACUACCUGCCACAACAGUGGAUGAAAAAAAAUGGCUGUAAUGUUACCCCCGGAGAUCUUAAGCCCUCACAAGUGGAAAAAUUAUAUAGCAUAUGUGACCCUUUCUUCACAAAAGUACUGGACCUGUAUGAUGUAAAGACCAUAGUGGCUGUGGGAAAAUUCUGUGAAACCAGAGCUCGGAAAGCUAUAAAGAAGUAUCUGCCUUCAAGCAAUAUUGAGAUUUUGUAUUUGCCCCACCCCAGCCCUAGAUCAGUGAACAACAAUGACUGGAAUAAGAAAGCAGUUGAGUGCCUUAAAAAACUGGAUCUCUUGCAGUAUUACAGUAAUACCAACGAAUGAAAUAGAGAUUAGGAAUAAAUGUGAUUUUAUUAUUCCAUUAUGGUUCAGUUUAUACUGAUUUAAAUUUUUGGUACAUAGUUAUAAGUUUUAAUAUGUUCUUUUAUAAUAAGUGAUUUUUUUAUCAAGAAAUUAUAAAUAUCUGAAUUUCUUUUUAUUUUAUUUAUUACGUCCACGUCAUCA
This is a messenger RNA of Hyposmocoma kahamanoa, 622 nucleotides long. RefSeq names its product single-strand selective monofunctional uracil DNA glycosylase (gene Smug). The coding region runs from base 125 to 442 and encodes 105 amino acids. NCBI's taxonomy places the organism in Eukaryota, Metazoa, Arthropoda, Insecta, Lepidoptera, Cosmopterigidae. The transcript has 3 exons. Gene Ontology annotation, molecular function: oxidized pyrimidine nucleobase lesion DNA N-glycosylase activity; single-strand selective uracil DNA N-glycosylase activity. The record is from RefSeq and is a predicted model, not a curated record. Gene Ontology annotation, biological process: base-excision repair.